AUGAGCGCCGUCGUCUCGCCGUUCCACGAGCUCCCCGACAUCUUCGAGACCGGCGCCGCCGCCACCGGCAUGUCCAGAGCCUCCGUCGAGGAGAUCCCAAAGAUCGCCGUCACGGCGGUGAACUGCGUUGACUCUUGCGGGGAGAAGAUCUGCUGCUCCGUAUGCUUACAAGACCUGCAACCCGGCGAGAGCGUCAGGAGCUUGCCCCACUGCGGGCAUAUGUUCCACAUCCCCUGCAUCGACGGCUGGCUGCUCCGGCACGGCUCCUGCCCGCUCUGCCGGCGGGACUUCCAGGGCCUCCGCCCCGGCGCCGCCGGCGCCGCCGCUCCACCGCCGCCCACGGCGGUGGAAUCCCUGUAG
Spirodela intermedia is the source of this 360-nucleotide messenger RNA. The record is from the annotation of a GenBank genome assembly. NCBI's taxonomy places the organism in Eukaryota, Viridiplantae, Streptophyta, Magnoliopsida, Alismatales, Araceae.